GUCAGCGGCGAUGCAGGUCAGAGCUCUGAGAGAUUACUGCAACAACUACGACCUGACGAGCCUCAACAUCAAGACUGGAGACAUCAUCACGGUUCUGGAGCAGCAUUCUGACGGCCGGUGGAAGGGUUGUAUCCAUGACAACCGGACAGGAAAUGACCGCGUUGGUUACUUCCCCUCCAGCAUGGUGGAGGUCAUCAGCAAGAGGCCAGGUUCUCGGAGCUCUGAGGCCAGUCCCCACGGCUCUCCCACCUUAGGCCAGCAGGGCGGCGCCAGCGAGGACGUCUGGGUGCUCCGGAAGCCCCUCGCAGGUGGUGACCGUAGCAGCAGCGUGGGUAGCCUGGGUAGUGUUCGUUCCCUCGGCAGCGUCCAGAGUUCUGGAAAUACCCAACACGCCCUGAAUACGCCUCCUCCUCCUCCGCCCGCCGCGGCACACGCUACUAACACGCCACCUAGCAGUCUGAACACACACGGCCUCAACGUUCCCGGGCUGCAUGCACAGGCGGAGGGAGUCAAGCUCCUAGCCACGGUGAUGUCCCAGUCAAUAAAGGCAAAGGAACAUCUGUUGGAGCAGUCCAGGUCUGUGGAGCAGGCGGUAGCAGAAGCUGCAGCUAAGAGUCCAUCUGGUUGUCCUCCUCAUGAGCAGCGCUCCUUUGAUCGUAAGGCAGAGGCAGAUGGGAAGGACCUGACAGCAAUCGGGGUAACUAAACCAGGCCAUCGUAAGAAGAUGUUAUCAGAGAUCAGCAAACUGCCGUCUGGUGACUGGCUACCUGACCACAAACCUGCCAGCCUGGGAGAGUGGUUGUCAGCGAUCGGGCUGAGCCAGUACUACCAGGUUCUGGUGCAGAAUGGAUACGACAACAUCGACUUCAUCACUGAGAUCAGCUGGGAGGACCUGAAGGAGAUCGGCAUCACCAAGCUGGGCCACCAGAAGAAGAUAAUGUUAGCAGUGAGGAGGCUGAGGAAGUUCCAGAGAGGAGAGGGAAGUUCUCAGCCUUCUACCCCUCCUUCCUCCUCCACCCCUCCUUCCUCCUCCACUCCUCCCCCCUCUACCCCACUUCCCUCUACUGGGAGGGGUCAGAGGCCCCCUCCCACUAAACCCCGGCCAGGGAUUGGCUCACCACCUCACACUCCCACCAAGACCCACCCCUCCUCCGCCAAGGCUCGAUCCCACCCCUCCACCCAGCCCCCACCAGCUGAAUCGCCCGUCCAAGAAGGGGGCGUGUCUGUUCCUUUACUCUGUCUGCCAAUGGAGGAGGAGCGUCGGCGAACUCAGAGCCUGAUUGGCUACUCGGGGUCCGAAGCCGACGCCCUCUCGGUUCCAGACUUCGCCCCUAGAUACGCCACGGUCUGCCGCAGCAGCUCGACUCGGAGCUCCGACCCCAACGACGCGACUGUCAACCGCAGCCAAUCGUCAGUCACGCUGCGGCCCAGGAGGAAAGGCCGGCCCCCGACUCCGCCCAAACGGUCGUGUUCCUCCAUCUCCGGGGGCGACGGGCUAGGGGAGGGGCUGGGGGGCCUGCUGGGGGUAGAAGGGUUCAGGGAGAGGCGAGCCAGCGACUGUGGAGGGCUGGCAGAGAGGAGGAGGAAGGAGGAGGAGGGGGAGGGGGGGCUGGUGAGGUCAGAAGGGGCGGGGGGCGUCGGAGCAUCGCCGCCAUGUUGGAGACAUCGAUGGGAGGAGUUGGACCAGGAGGGGAGGGCCAAGACCCUGCCCAGAACCAUGAGGGGAAGCGGCAGCUACCUCAACCCUCCACAGUACAACGUGGGUCAUUCCCACCUCCACAACCACAAGCAGGAGGAUUCCAACACCCACCGUGGUGAAAAGCCACCCACGGACCCCCCCCACCCACCCCCUACGCCAAUCCCGGCCCAACAUGGUGAAAAGCCACCCACGGACCCCCCACCCCCUACGCCAAUCCCGGCCCAACAGGGUGAAAAGCCACCCACGGACCCCCCACCCCCUACGCCAAUCCCGGCCCAACAGGGUGAAAAGCCACCCACGGACCCCCCACCCCCUACGCCAAUCCCGGCCCAACAGGGUGAAAAGCCACCCACGGACCCCCCCCACCCCCUACGCCAAUCCCGGCCCAACAGGGUGAGUCUAGCGGCGCUGCGGCGCCAGGCCGGGUCAGGUGGUCUGGGGUCUGAUGAUGACGACGUCGUGAAUCGCCGUCGGACCAUCAGCGGUCCGCUCACCGACCAGACAGAUUCCGCCCAGAUCCAGUCCCCACGGCAACACACUGAGCUAUGCCCAGAACCACGCCCACGCUCCACAGUCGCCACGCCGACAGGAGAAGGGCUUAUUACGGAUGGAACAGCGACCAUCAACCGAAGGAGGAAGCCCCCCCCCCUCCACUAUUCUGACGGAGAGAAGUUCCAUCUGACGGAGACAGACACCAUUCGCGACGCCCACGCAGCCGCGAGCACAGCCCACGACCAAUCAGGCGACAGCACAACCAGCAGCAGCCAACCAGAGAUUAGCAUAACCAGCAUCGACCAACCAGCGAGUGGCACACCUGGUAGCAGCCAACCAGAGAUUAGCAUAACCAGCAUCGACCAACCAGCGGCGGCACACCUGGCAGUGGCCAACCAGACAUUAGCAGGAAGAGCAUUGACCAACCAGAGAGCAGCGCGCCAGGCAUUGACCAAUCCCAUCGCAGCCUGUUGGCCCCCAGCAGCUGAACGGAGGGUCGACCAAUCACAGCGAGCGUUGUCCUGCGGAGGCGGCCUUUGUCGGAGGCUGAAGCGGCCUCUCGCAGGGAGAGCUGUGAUAGGCCAGAAAUCCGAGGCGGUGCCUCCCCCAGUCUGCCUCAAACCCAGCCCCCCUCCCACCGCUCCUAAACCCGCCAAGCCCUCCCUCUCCUCCCCACCCCUCACCCUAGACCUCUCCCUGUCCCAGACACGCUCCCCUCCCCUCCUCCCUGUCCCCUGUCCCCCCACACCUCCCCCUCCACCAGCCCCUCCACGCCCCAGACCCCCUCCACCCCGGGUCCACCCCCCACCCGUCAAGCCUCCCCGCUCCGCCAUCGCUGGCCUCUCUGUUCGACCUGCUGGGGGGGAGGGGGGGAGGAGAGAGGGGGGAAAGACUAAAGAGGACCGGAGAGAAGUUGAGAAGGAGGAGGAGGUGAUGGAGGAGGCUCCAGCCCAAGUAGAGGGGGUGAUAAAGGAGGUGCAGCACCAGAGGUUGGUGGAGACCAGCGCCUCCCUGGCAGCAGCUCUGGAAGCUGUGGAGCAGAAGAUUAACCAGGAUGACACACACAACCAUUCUCUAGUGGAGGAGAAGACGACAGUCAACAUUCUAGAUGACAUCGGCAGCAUGUUUGACGACCUGGCGGACCAGCUGGACGCCAUGUUGGACUAGAGC
This is a messenger RNA of Coregonus clupeaformis (lake whitefish), 3361 nucleotides long. Its product is annotated as caskin-1-like. NCBI's taxonomy places the organism in Eukaryota, Metazoa, Chordata, Actinopteri, Salmoniformes, Salmonidae. The record is from RefSeq and is a predicted model, not a curated record. The transcript is spliced from 16 exons. Gene Ontology annotation, molecular function: protein binding. The coding region runs from base 11 to 3358 and encodes 1115 amino acids.